This is a messenger RNA of Loa loa (African eye worm), 324 nucleotides long. RefSeq lists its product as hypothetical. The transcript has a single exon. The coding region runs from base 1 to 324 and encodes 107 amino acids. The record is from RefSeq and is a predicted model, not a curated record. NCBI's taxonomy places the organism in Eukaryota, Metazoa, Nematoda, Chromadorea, Rhabditida, Onchocercidae.
AUGUUGUUUUUUUAUGACAAUACUACUGUUACUACAAUAACAACAACAACGAUAAUAACAAACAACAACAAUAACAACAACAACAACAAACAACAGCAACAACAAACAACAAAGCAGCAACAAACAACAGCAACAACAACAACAACAACAACUGCAGCAACAGCAACAACAAGCAACAACAACAGCAACAAGCAACAACAACAAACAACAACAACAGCAGCAACAAACAACAGCAACAACAAUAACAACAGCAAUAAACAACAACAACAACAACAACUACCACUACUACUGCUGCCUCUUAAUAUAUAUCACUGGCUUUUGUAA